This is a messenger RNA of Adineta steineri, 319 nucleotides long. Lineage: Eukaryota; Metazoa; Rotifera; Eurotatoria; Adinetida; Adinetidae. The record is from the annotation of a GenBank genome assembly.
AUGCGUUCAGUUAAUUUUCAAACCAAUUUUUGUAUUUCAAGUUCAUGUAAUUUAGCAAGUGAAGUUAUUUGUCGUCAUUGUUCACAACAAUAUUGUCAAUUAUGUUUUAUGUGUCAUCGAAAAAAUAUUCUUGAUGAUAUGCAUUCAAUAUCAGAACAAAUGUCAACAAAUCGUAAUCAAGGUGUUGCUGAAGUUAUAUUAUUUAUUGAUAAACAAGCUAAAGAUGCACAUGAUCAAGCGAAAAAACUUGUUGAUGAUGCUAUUGAUCGUAUUGUUAAAGCAAGUAAAAAUAUCUAUACAUAUAUUGAAAAUCGUCGAC